AUGCAAAGCUUAGGCAGCACAGAACCUCGAGUACCCAAAAUUCCACCGAGGACAAUGCUUUCCGAUUAUAGGCUCACUGAUGAGUCAGAAGUCGAGGAAGCACUUAAUGGGCAUGGUCAGUGCGAAUACCAAGUUGGUCCUCCGAUAAUGGAAGUAAAUUGGUGCGGAUACCCCGUGGACAAGAUAGCGUUGAUCUACCAUUACCUGAUGGUAACUGCUCAAGCUGCAACCAAGAUUUUGGAGCUGAAUGCUGGGUUGAAUGCCCUACUAUUUUCAACUUCAUUGGAAGCAAGCAUAGAGAUCAGGCACAUAUGA
This is a messenger RNA of Prunus armeniaca (apricot), 315 nucleotides long. The record is from the annotation of a GenBank genome assembly. Lineage: Eukaryota; Viridiplantae; Streptophyta; Magnoliopsida; Rosales; Rosaceae.